Molecule: messenger RNA, 1240 nt
Organism: Anopheles stephensi (Asian malaria mosquito)
Lineage: Eukaryota; Metazoa; Arthropoda; Insecta; Diptera; Culicidae
Gene: CSN7
Product: COP9 signalosome complex subunit 7b
Exons: 4
Coding region: 174-1010 (278 amino acids)
Biological process (GO): COP9 signalosome assembly
Cellular component (GO): COP9 signalosome
Source: RefSeq, a predicted model, not a curated record
UGGAAAAAGAAGUAAACAAACCGGUUAUAAAUUUUUGUUUGCAGCUUUAAACUAUAACGAAUAAACACCAUCACGUCAGCGAGUAGACGUCAAGCUUUGUUUCCAAACCACUCUCAGAAGAAGAGACAAAUAAAUCAGAGGUAUUGUCUGCAGGAAGAAUUAUUGCUAAUAAAAUGGCACCUGAAUUAUCGAGUUUUGAGGCCGACUCUUCGGCACGUCAGCAAUAUUCAGCGCACAAUCCGAUCGAGCAGUAUGUUUUACUUGCUAAAGGAGCCAAAGGAGCGGCUUGCAUUGAGUUGAUCAAACAAGUGCUAGAAGCACCGGGAGUGCACGUAUUUGGAGAACUGCUGGCGAUGCCUAACAUCGAAGAGCUUCAAAAUGGUCCACAUGCAAGCUACUACAAUACGCUGAAUCUUUUUGCUUAUGGAACAUAUCGCCAAUAUCUUGAGAAUAAGGCGAAACUGAUACAGCUUACUCCGGCAAUGCAAAAGAAGUUGCAGCACCUCACGGUGGUAUCAUUGGCGAUUAAAAGCAAAUGCAUUCCAUACAAUGAAUUACUUGAUGAGUUAGACAUUAAGAAUGUGCGAGUGCUGGAAGAUUUGAUUAUCGAAGCAAUCUACGCCGACGUUAUUCACGGUAAGCUUGACCAAAAGAACAAGCAGCUGGAAGUAGAUUAUGCCAUCGGUCGCGAUAUUCGUAUGAGUGAUAUAAAGGAAAUUGCCUCCACCUUGCAAGAAUGGAGCGAUUCAUGUGAAACGAUUCUGCUCUGUCUUGAGACACAGAUUAACCGAGCCAACACUGAGAAGCAGAAACGUAUAAAGCAUAAGGAAGCGAUUGAACAAGAGAUUUCUAACUUAAAGAAAACGAUAAAGACUCAGUCGGUGGAAUCGGACGAGGCAAUGGCUACAGACGGCUGCCGAGAUAUUGCUGGUGGGCUGGAUCUCCGAAAAAAGCCAACUAAAUCCAAGAGCCUAAAAGGUUCGGGUCCAGGCAAGUCAGUAUCGAAAUGAUUGGCUUAACACUACCAAGAAGACACAGGUGCCACAUACCGCCAUCCGAAGGGCAGUUUUGGGAUGUUAACUCAUUAGUUUGGUCUUAUGUUAUUUUCCCUUUAUUUUAAACCGGCGUUUGAAAGUAAGCAUGCACACAUCGUGUCGUUUCUUGAUUGAUUGAUGAUCUUUAGUAAGAAUUGUGAUGCAAAACACAAAUAAACUAUCGCCGUUACCUUUUUUUCAUUGAA